CAGCAACAUUCUUACGACGAGUCAACAUGCCGGCACCGACAGCCCUACAAAGAGCGCCUGAGCCGCUUGCGGUGGAAGAGACGAUACACGGUGCGCCACAGUCAGCCGUUGACGACGACAUCAUUCUCUCUACAAACCAACCCACCGAAGGCGCGCCACAAGACCCAGCACAAGACGAACAACAAGCCCCAGAAACGAUGGACGUAGACAACAGUACCUCCACCCCCCUCUUCGCCCCGGAGAAAGCCUCAAGCCUCGCCGUCCGUGUAGAAGAGCGCAAAAUCCGCGUCCCUCCCCACCGCAUGACGCCCCUCAAAGCCUCCUGGCCCAAGAUCUACCCCCCACUAGUCGAACACCUGCACCUCCAAGUUCGCAUGAACCUCCCCAAGAAAGCCGUCGAGUUGCGCACAUCAUCUCACACCACCGACCCAGGCGCAAUCCAGAAGGGCGCAGAUUUCAUCCAAGCCUUUUGUCUCGGCUUUGAUCUUGAUGACGCUAUAGCGUUGUUGAGGUUGGAUGAUCUUUACAUUCAGAGUUUCGAGGUGAAGGAUGUCAAGAAUUUGAGUGGGGAGCAUAUGAGCAGAGCGGUGGGGCGGAUAGCGGGGAAGGAUGGGAAGACGAAGUUUGCAAUUGAAAAUGCGAGUCGGACAAGGAUUGUGUUGGCGGAUCAGAAGGUGCACAUUUUGGGUGGGUUUAAGCAGAUACAUGUUGCGCGGGAGGCGGUCGUGAGUUUGAUUUUGGGCAGUCCGCCCGGGAAAGUGUAUGGGAAUUUGAGGGUGGUGGCGAACAGGAUGAAGGAGCGAUUCUAGUUGGAGUCCAAAAAAGUAAUUGCAUGCAU
Molecule: messenger RNA, 838 nt
Organism: Baudoinia panamericana UAMH 10762
Lineage: Eukaryota; Fungi; Ascomycota; Dothideomycetes; Mycosphaerellales; Teratosphaeriaceae
Exons: 1
Coding region: 27-809 (260 amino acids)
Cellular component (GO): nucleolus
Molecular function (GO): RNA binding
Source: RefSeq, a predicted model, not a curated record